AUGUCUUCGUCAUCUAUUUGCCAGAAGGUCAUAAUUGUUGGCGCUACUGGAAACCUGGGACCCUAUCUGGUGUCGGCUUUUGAUGCCGACCCUGAUUUCCAGGUUUCCAUCUUGAGUCGCGCUUCAUCGGACUGCAGUCAAUUCCCACAGCACAUUCCAGUCCACCGUAUCGACAACAAUUAUAACACGAGCGACACAAAACUUGUUGAGAUACUCACAGGCCAAGAUGUGAUUAUCAGCGCGCUCGCCACACAGGCUGUUUUGCAGCAGAAGGCGAUCAUCAACGCCGCUGUCAAGGCCGGAGUCAAGCAUUUCGUGCCAUCGGAGUAUGGUCAUGAUACACGAAAUGAGCGGGCGGCACAAUUGCUUCCCCCUUGUUUCUUCACGCACAAAAAGCAAAUUGUUGAGUAUUUGCAGAGCAAGGAGGUAGAAGGAUUGAAGUGGACUGCUUUUGUGACUGGACCAUUCUUCGAGACCUUUGACUUUCAAAAAAGACAUGCGGUGAUCUUGAAGGAUUUUAGUGAUCACCACUGGUCUACUACGACGCUUAGCACUGUUGCUCUCGCGGUCAAAAAUGCUAUCUCAGCCCCCACGGAGAAAACCAACAAGUACCUGUUUGUCGAAUCUUUCAACGUAUCACAGAAUAAAAUCUUGUCUGCAGUGGAACGUCUCACAAAGGACAAAUGGGAGGUGAGUUACCAUGAUGCCGAAGAGCAGCGACAGACGGCGUCAGCGAAACUGUCUCGACGGGACUACAGUGGUCUUCCAACGUUGAUGGGCUACGUUACAUGUGUCGACGGGUAUGGCGGGGACUAUAUGCAAUACGAGGAGAGCGCGAAUGAUUUGCUGUCACUGCCACAGGAGAGUUUAGAUAGUGCCUUGAAGAAAAUGGUAGAAUGA
Molecule: messenger RNA, 900 nt
Organism: Penicillium soppii
Lineage: Eukaryota; Fungi; Ascomycota; Eurotiomycetes; Eurotiales; Aspergillaceae
Product: isoflavone reductase family protein
Exons: 2
Coding region: 1-900 (299 amino acids)
Molecular function (GO): oxidoreductase activity
Source: RefSeq, a predicted model, not a curated record